AUGAAAAAAAUUAAAGAGGGUAAAAAGCAUUUGCACGGGAUUGCAUUGUCCCUGCAGAUCUUUGUAUUCCUACAUCUGACAAAGAUCAAGGACUUACUCAUGUUAUCGAGUUUGGAUUUCGUAAAUGAACAACUUCCGUUGAUCAAUGAUUGGUCGCGUCAUUUAGAACAAUUUACCUUGAACAAAUGUAAAAAGGUAGAUUAUUUGGAUUUAAUUAGCACAACGACUGCUAAAGAGGUUAACUACAAUCCAUAUGAUAAUAUUCAAUUCCCCGACCUGAAAGAAUAUUCAACUUUCGAGUUGGAAAGAAGGGUAUGUUGUAAAUCAACCAUACAACCAACCUUUCUCAUCAACUUUAAUGAGGUUGCAUUUUUUCAACCCCAUAAAUUUAAAAAACAAUAUUCUAAUGCACGUGCCGGGGAUAGAAAAUGCACAUACAAAUGGAAAUUGUACCCAAGAAGAGGUACAAAAGGGAAAAAUUGGCAAGAGACGAAAAAGCAUACAAAAUAUCUCAAGCAUUGGAGCAUAAGUUGUUUUAGUAAAAGACCACAACCUGAGGAACAACAACCCGAAAGAGUACAAGAUGUUCGAACAGAAGAGCCAAUUGAGGUGGAACACCAUAAUUUGGAUGAUGUCGUGGACAAUCAAGAAAAGCAUUGUGGAAGGAAAAGAAAAAGCAUAUGGAGUUCAAAAGAAAAUGAAGUUGCUCAUGAGGAGGAUGCAUGA
Messenger RNA from Vicia faba (fava bean), 726 nucleotides. NCBI's taxonomy places the organism in Eukaryota, Viridiplantae, Streptophyta, Magnoliopsida, Fabales, Fabaceae. The record is from the annotation of a GenBank genome assembly.